Messenger RNA from Paramecium sonneborni, 958 nucleotides. The record is from the annotation of a GenBank genome assembly. Lineage: Eukaryota; Ciliophora; Oligohymenophorea; Peniculida; Parameciidae.
AUUUUAACAAUUUAUGUAAUACAUUAACAAGUUACUUUUAAUGAAAUAAUUUUGAAUUAAUUAAAUAUUUUGUAUUAUGAAAGAAUAUUUGAUAAGAUUUUGUUUGUAUUUUUUAUAAAAUAAACUAAAUAAAUGCAAAAUUUAAUUUUAAAUCAAAUCCAGAAAUUAAAAUUCUUUUUUUAAUGGCACAUUUUACAGUCGACAACUUAGGUUAAGUAAAUGAUUUCCUUGCAACAACAAAUUAUUUGAAUGGAGAUCUUCCAGGAGCUGAUGAUGUCAGAAUCUUUAAUGGUUUGAAAGGUGUUCCACCUAAGGAUUAAUUCCCAGAAGUUUAUUUCUGGUUUUUACUCCUUAACUCUUUCACUCCAGCUGUUAGAGCAUAAUGGGGUCCAGUUGCUGCACCAAAAGAAGCUCCAAAGAAAGAAGCACCAAAAGCAGAAGCUCCAAAAGCAGAAGCACCAAAAGCAGAAGCACCAAAAGCAGAAGCUCCAAAAAAAGAUGGAGAUGAUGUUGAUCUCUUUGGUGAUGAUGAUGUUGAUCCUGAAGCUGAAAAGAAAGCUAAAGAAUUAGCUGAAAAAAAGAAAUAAGAAGCCUUAGCCAAAAAAAAUAAACCCAAACCAGUUGCUAAGACUAUUGUGAUCUUUGAAGUUAAAAUCUAUGAAGCCACUGAUUAAUAAUUGUUAGAAGCAACAGCCAAAAAAAUCAAAGAAACUAUCAAUCCAGAUGGUUUAGUUUGGGGAAAGGAAGUUAAAUAUGAAGAAAUUGCAUAUGGAGCUAAGAAGAUUGUCAUGUCAAUGAUCAUUGAAGAUGAUAAGGUAAUAUUUCAUCAAAUCUUUAGAUCCUUACAGAUGAUGUAUUUGAUCAAAUCACAGCAUGGGAAGAUGAUGUUUCCAGUGUCGACAUUGUAUCAAUGUAAAAGGUUUGAUAAAUAUAAUCAAUCAAGUACAUAAAAAUAUUA